GUACUCCAAUUCUUCGUCGAGGUGGUUAGUCAUACUUGUUCACCAGGACGGGGAGAGAUUUUGGUUCGCAGUCAAGGAAGCCAGUCUGAUGGUGAAUCUUCCAAAUCAGGACAGUUCUUUUCACCCAAUUGGCCUAAGACGUUUGAGCCGGGGAGGAGAUGUGUCUAUCGGUUUAUCGCGGCCAGUGGGGAAAAAGUCCACCUGCGAUUUCAACACUUUCAACUCGGUGGAAAAAUGCCAUUAUGUACAGAGGAUUUUCUAGAUGUUUAUAUUGAUGUCGCUUCAUCAACGCUCGACACCGACCGUGAGAAUGCAGUUUUGAGCCACAUGGCAUCUGGUGAACCGCCAACUACCACACCGUUUUCGGCUGCUGUGUACUCAUCUGUACUCGACCGAUCCGCAUUACUGGGGCGUUAUUGUGGAAACUAUUUAGCGGAUUCUCGAUUACAAUUUGUCAGUCUACACCGGGAAAUCGUUUUGGAUUUUUAUGCAAAUCUCGAAGGAUUAUCAAAACAGUGGGCUUAUUCUGGAUACUCAGCCUUGGGAUUUGAAGGAACAUAUGAAUUUGUCGGUGAC
This is a messenger RNA of Opisthorchis viverrini, 576 nucleotides long. RefSeq lists its product as hypothetical. The annotation marks the transcript as partial. Gene Ontology annotation, cellular component: plasma membrane. The transcript is spliced from 2 exons. The record is from RefSeq and is a predicted model, not a curated record. Lineage: Eukaryota; Metazoa; Platyhelminthes; Trematoda; Opisthorchiida; Opisthorchiidae.